Messenger RNA from Haemonchus placei, 348 nucleotides. The record is from the annotation of a GenBank genome assembly. NCBI's taxonomy places the organism in Eukaryota, Metazoa, Nematoda, Chromadorea, Rhabditida, Trichostrongylidae.
AUGGCCGAAGACAACUUGAAGAUGGAAGUAGAGGAAGGAGAAAACCCAUCAGUUUCAGCUAAGGAUAAGAAGAGAUUUGAAGUUAAAAAGUGGAGUGCGGUAGCGCUUUGGGCAUGGGACAUUCAAGUGGAUAACUGUGCAAUCUGUCGUAAUCAUAUCAUGGAUUUAUGUAUAGAAUGUCAAGCUAAUCAGGGCAAUCAGAGCACGGGUCAAAAAGAAGAAUGCACGGUAGCCUGGGGAAACUGCAAUCAUGCAUUCCAUUUCCACUGUAUUUCUCGUUGGCUUAAAACUCGUCAGGUUUGUCCUCUGGAUAAUAGAGAGUGGGAGUUCCAGAAAUAUGGUCACUAA